AUGGCAUUAACGCUGAGUAGCCAUAGCACUCUUGGUGUGGCCUCACUUCUCUUCAUUUCGUUCCACAUUGCCAUCAUCAGCUCACAAGCAGCAAUUGCGGCAACCGCAGACGAGUACAAUGUCGUCUCUCUCGGGGCGAAGCCUGAUGGCGUCACUGACUCGACACGGGCCUUUGUAGGCGCGUGGCUUGCGGCUUGCAGCUCCGAGAAGCCAGCAACGAUCAGCGUGCCGCCGGGACGGUUCCUGGUGGGAGGGGCCACCUUCAGCGGGCCGUGCAAGAGCAACGCCAUCCGGUGGCGCAUCCAAGGGGUGAUCACGGCUCCUGCGGAUUACAACGUGCUCGGGAACGUCGGGACGUGGCUCUUGUUCCAGCACGUGGAUGGCAUGUCCAUCUCUGGCGGGAUCCUCGACGGGCGAGGCGCGGCCUUGUGGGCUUGCAAAGCCUCCGGCAAGAAUUGCCCCAGUGGAGCCACGACAAUACUCUUCAGCAACUCAAGGAACAUUGUGGUGAGAAAACUGACGUCGCUCAAUAGUCAGCUGUUUCACAUUGUCAUCAACGGAUGCCAGAACGUGAGGCUGCAAGGAGUGAAGGUUUUCGCCUCCGGCGAGAGCCCUAACACGGAUGGCGUUCAUGUUCAGUUGUCCUCCGGUGUCGCGAUCAUGAGCUCAAAAAUCGGAACAGGCGAUGAUUGCGUCUCGGUCGGUGCCGGCACUACAAAUCUCUGGAUUGAAAACGUGGCAUGCGGCCCAGGCCACGGAAUCAGCAUUGGGAGCCUAGGGAAGGACCUCGAGGAGGCAGGGGUAGAGAACGUGACGGUUAAGAACGUCGUCUUUGGAGGGACACAAAACGGGUUGAGAAUCAAAUCUUGGGGCAGACCCAGCACCGGAUUUGCCAAGAACAUCCUCUUCCAACAUGCCAUCAUGUCCAACGUUAAAAACCCAAUCGUCAUCGACCAAAAUUACUGCCCCAACAACAUAAAUUGUCCUGGUCAGUUUUCAGGGGUGAAAAUUAGCGACGUUACGUACCAAGACAUUCAUGGGACAUCGGCAACGGAAGUGGCCGUCAAAUUCGAUUGCAGUCCGAAGAACCCAUGCACAGGAAUAAGAAUAGAAGACGUGAAGAUCACCUACAGGAACGAUCAACAACCGGCUCAAGCUUCUUGUGUUAAUGCUGGUGGAUUGGCCUUUGGCCUGGUCCAACCCUCCAGUUGCUUAUAG
Molecule: messenger RNA, 1218 nt
Organism: Eucalyptus grandis
Lineage: Eukaryota; Viridiplantae; Streptophyta; Magnoliopsida; Myrtales; Myrtaceae
Product: polygalacturonase-like
Exons: 4
Coding region: 1-1218 (405 amino acids)
Biological process (GO): carbohydrate metabolic process
Molecular function (GO): polygalacturonase activity
Source: RefSeq, a predicted model, not a curated record